This is a messenger RNA of Spirodela intermedia, 2873 nucleotides long. NCBI's taxonomy places the organism in Eukaryota, Viridiplantae, Streptophyta, Magnoliopsida, Alismatales, Araceae. The record is from the annotation of a GenBank genome assembly.
AUGGCUUCCUUGGUUCCUGGUAUUGUCCUCAAACUUCUUCAGCAUAUGAAUACUGAUGUGAAGAUCGCUGGCGAGCACCGUUCAUCCCUGCUCCAGGUCAUCAGUAUUGUCCCUGCCCUGGCGGGAGGCGAGCUCUUUCCUAAGCAGGGAUUCUACCUUAAGGUGUCUGAUUCCUCUCAUGCCACCUACGUCUCCCUGCCUGACGAGCAAGAUGAUCUCAUAUUGUGCGACAAGAUCCGACUGGGUCAGUUCAUCUACGUAGACCGCCUCGAGGCUGCAUCUCCGGUCCCCAUUCUUCGAGGCGUGAGACCGGUUCCUGGACGACAUCAAUGUAUUGGGAGCCCCGAAGAUAUUGUAGCCACCAGAUCACUCAGUUUCCUCACCCCAGAUGUGUUACAAGCGACAUCCAACGGCCACAGGAUUGACUCCGCCGACAUGGGCUCUGAAAAAGAAAAGAUCAAGUCAGAAAGAUUGAACAUUGGAGUCAAGGAGAGAGAGAAGAAGGCGGAUCAUCUCACUAGAUCGAGCUCUUCGUUAUCCCAAUGGACAGUGACAGCUGCAGUGGACAGAACCGAUUCGUUUGCCUUAAGGUCAAAGCCAGCGAGCUCCAGGUCCAUUCCUUCGUCUCCCACCAAUCUUCGUUCGACGCCAUCUCCAUUUGAGAAAUUUUCCUCUGGAUUCAAUCGACAGCCGAGGGCAUAUGGGUCAGAAAAGGCUGCUUCUCCGAGGAUAGGAUUACUGGAAAAAGCAGCUUCUAUUUUUAAACCAAGCACCAAUCCGAAGAAGCCUCCCGCUGCUAAUUUGGCGGGGACUUUGGUAAAUAAUCUUGAUUUGGAGCCUAAGGCUUCGAGAAAAAGCUGGGAUGGAAAUGCAGUGACUAAGGGGAGAGAAAAUGUAAACAUGAAAGCUUCCAAAGCCGAGAAGAAGGCUGAGGUUCGAAGUAGUUCAGUAAGUCCUCUUCUCCAAAUCUUUUCUGUUUGCUUUCGUAUAUGAACGAGCUCUCUACUUCUCAAUUUUAUAUUUAUAUAUAUUUUUUAAUUUUUAUUUCUCAUUGUACAUUAAUUAAUGAUUAUGCAUCUUACGACCGUGCUAGAACAUGAAAUGUUUGUGUUUUCUUUGUAUGAUUCCUGUCAUUGAUAAACUCUUUUUCCGAUUAAAUGCGCCAAUUUCCCUGGUUCUUCAGUCAACUGCGAAUUAAAACCAAAACCAUGACCAGAAAAAUGUUGAUAAGAUGGGCUCAAAAAAUCACAAAAGACCAAACUGAUCUCCCCUUGAAAUUAUAAUUAAAUGUAUUAUUUUUACCAAAAUGCAAUUAGGUUUCUCGUGGAACACGGAUCGAUGAGAAGUCGCUUCCCAAAGAGGAAAUCAAGAUCUGUACCAAACAGAAGACAGAAACUGACAAGGGACAUUUGGACGUACCCGACAGACGGACUCUACAGCAUUCUCCUGCUCGAAAGAAGAUUUCGGAGGUCAUUCCCAGCAGCAGGGGAUGUCCAGACGGCGCUUCAUGGGUUUCACUCCCUCCCUCCUUGUCUAAACUUGGAAAGGUAUCACUCUCAAAUGGAAACUUAUAUGUGGCUUUAGCAAAAGCUCAUUCAAUUCAAGUAACUUUUUGUUCUAGAAGUCAUCAAUUGGAAGUUUCCUUUUUGGGACAACAUGAGCUGACUUCUUCUUGGUCUUCUGUGAAAUCAGGCGGUUUCAAAGCACCGGGAUGCAGCUCAGGAGGCCGCCGUUGAGGCCAUGCAAGAAGCUUCUGCUUCCCAGAGCCUGAUCGGGUGCUUGAGGUAUAUAUAUUUCAGUCAACUUGAUCUCUUCAUUCACAACUCGGGUCGUUCUACUUUGAUCCUGUUAUGCCUUUCGUUGACUCCCAUCCUUCUUUCUCGGUUAGGAAAUUUAUUUAUUUAUUUAUUGUUCAUAAAUAUUUUUCUUACCUUUAUUGAAAAGGAAAAUUAUUAUCUUUUGGUCGAAACGAUGAGUCUCCUGUUGUUGAUCACUUUGAUUAUCUCUCUGGAUUAAAAAAAAUAAUUUGUUUUUGUUAUUGCGAAAAGAUUUCCGAUUGCUGAUCACUGUCGUUUGACAAAAUGUAUAUAUUCAGCACAUACGCGGAGCUCAUCUCUGCCGCCAGAGAGGACGACCCUCUGCCCACAGUUGACCGGUUCCUCUCUCUUCACUCCAGCAUAAGCCGGGGAGGCCUCGUCGCCCACUCCCUACUGAGGACUCUUUCCCGUGGCGGCGCCGCCGACGAGCCCGCCGCCUCGCCGUCGGAGGAGAACCUGAAGAUCUUCUCCGACCACCGCCGCUCCGCUACCUCCUGGGUCCAAGCCGCCAUCGCUGCCGGACUCGCCCCCUUCUCCUUGUACAGUAAACCAUCCGCCGCCGCCGCCGCCGCACAAGCCCCGGCUCCUCAUCCGCGCAGACUCUCCGCCGCCGCCUCAAGAUCGUCCACCCCGCGGGGAAAUCCCAUCGUCGCGCCGCCGACGCCGCAGGCGGCUAGGGGCGCCGGGGUGGGGGAGACGGCAGAGCUCUCCAGGAUCUUAGAGGAGGACUCGAGGAAGUGGUUUCUGGAAUUCGUGAACAGCUUCCUAGAUUCUGCCGCCAAGGGCGAGCCGUUGACGACUGACAGGGCGCAGCUGGCCGCCACUCUGGCGGCGCUGAAGAAGAUAAAUGACUGGCUAGACGAGGAAGAUGGCGCCGCCGUCUGGGCCCCGGAUCAACAAUUGGAGACCGUCCAGAAGCUCAGAACGAAGAUCUACGAGUACAUUCUUGGGCACGUCGAGUACGCCGCCGCCGCCCUGAGCGGCAGCUGCAACGGCGUCGGGGUGACGGCUUCCCCACGUGGGAGCGAAUGGCGUAAUCCCAAAGCACGACCGUAG